AACAAAUCAAAGUUCAGUUGACUAAUCUUAUAAACAGGAGGUCCAUAGAGACUGUGUGUUCUUGUCUGAGGUGAAAAAAACAAACUGUAAACUCCAGGAAGAAGACGUUCACCAUGAUGCGUUUAGCUGUGGUUCUCUGGAUGUUAUCAGCAUUGGGCUGUGUGGGUAGAGGUCAUCCCCAAGUAGGGCAUGCCAAGGAAGCUCAAAACUCUGCUGUGGACAGCGACAAAAGCUCAUUGGUGACUUCAGCAAACAAAGACUUUGCCUACAGUUUGUACAAGAGGUUAGCAGCUCAUGCUGACUCCCAAGGCAAAAACAUUUUCUAUUCACCAGUUAGCGUGUCUGUUGCCUUGGCUGCCUUGUCUGUAGGGGCACGUGGGGAGACCCACCGACAGCUUUUCCGUGGUUUGGGUUUUGAGAACCCUGAACUGACACAGACAGAUGUAAACCAGGCCUUCCAAACACUUCUGGCAAACACAGUGUCAGAUGAGAACAUCAAUGAAGGCACUGCUUUGUUUGUGGACAAACUCUUUAAGCCACAGCCGGACUUCCUGGAUGUCUUGAAGCAGUCUUAUUUUGCAGAUGGCUUUAGUGUUAACUUCACAAAUACUAUAGAAAGUGCCAAUACCAUUAAUAAGUAUGUAGCAGAUAAGACCAAUGGAAAGAUAAACAAGCUGGUUGACAACCUGGAUGAAAGGACUCUCAUGUUUCUCGUCAGCUACAUCUAUUACAAAGGAAAGUGGAAAACUCCUUUUGAGCAGGAACUGACCAAGGAUGACACGUUCACCGUGGCGGAAAACAACACAGUUUCUGUCCAGAUGAUGAACAAGAGAGAUGAUUUUGAAACUUACAAUGACCAGGCGCUUCACACAUCAGUCCUCCACCUCCCCCUCAGUGGUUCCUAUUCUAUGCUGCUGCUGUUGCCUCAAAAUAUGACAGCACUGGAGAAUGGUAUCAGCCAAGCCGAUGUCACCAAAUGGCUGAAAUGGAUGAAGUCCUGGCGAUAUAACAUAUAUGUUCCAAAGUUCUCCAUCAAGACAUCCUUCAAGCUGAAUGAUGUGUUGACUGAAAUGGGAAUGACAGACAUGUUCAGUGAUCGAGCAGAUCUGAGCGGUAUUUCAGAGAACUUAGGAGUCUCUGAGAUUGUGCACCAAGCUACCCUGGACGUUGAUGAGGUUGGGGCCACUGCUGCAGCUGUCACAGGUGUUAAAUUCACACCUCUUUCCUACUAUGAACCCCUGGUCUUGAAGUUCAACCGUCCAUUCAUGGUGAUCAUCGUUGAGCGCAGCACAGAAAAUGUGCUUUUCAUGGGCAAAAUUGUUAACCCAAAUAUCUAAGAGGAAACACUCUGUUUCAAGCAUUGCUGUUGCAAUAGAAAUUAAAUGAAAAAUACAAUAAAAUAAAAAU
Molecule: messenger RNA, 1407 nt
Organism: Melanotaenia boesemani (Boeseman's rainbowfish)
Lineage: Eukaryota; Metazoa; Chordata; Actinopteri; Atheriniformes; Melanotaeniidae
Product: alpha-1-antitrypsin-like protein CM55-ST
Exons: 6
Coding region: 114-1337 (407 amino acids)
Biological process (GO): negative regulation of endopeptidase activity
Molecular function (GO): serine-type endopeptidase inhibitor activity
Source: RefSeq, a predicted model, not a curated record